Molecule: messenger RNA, 4881 nt
Organism: Fomitiporia mediterranea MF3/22
Lineage: Eukaryota; Fungi; Basidiomycota; Agaricomycetes; Hymenochaetales; Hymenochaetaceae
Product: acyltransferase ChoActase/COT/CPT
Exons: 12
Coding region: 413-2302 (629 amino acids)
Biological process (GO): carnitine metabolic process
Cellular component (GO): mitochondrion; peroxisome
Molecular function (GO): carnitine O-acetyltransferase activity
Source: RefSeq, a predicted model, not a curated record
UCUCAAUCAUUUUGACUGCGGCGUUCAAAGUUCCAAGAUGGCUUGGUUUGCAAUGUGCAUUGGACAAGGUUGAAUUGAUGCUUACACAAUCACGUCGGAUCAGAUGGGCCUCCAGGACGGCGAGAUAUCACGCGCAGCGGCGUACAGUACCGGUAUGCCCCGACAAUAAUUCAGCUCCUGGCCUACAAGUUGACGCGUUAACGGGCUCAACGAGCGUGUCGUCUUCAAGAAUCCCCUCGUAGGCCCGUCGACGGUCGUACUGUGCGAUACUUUGUCGCUUGUGCGCGCUAGGCCGGUUACAGAUAACCCCGACACGCAGUGAUCAUCGCAUACGCCUGUGCUCAUGAUUUUCCGGCUGCCUUCACCUGCCCGUAUCCCGAAGACUCCGUUGGUGAACCGUUCUGUCUCGAGGAUGGUUCAACGUAGCCUGUCUUCGACGUCUCGCAAGUCUCAAAAGGACGAUGUACCACCAGGCUACUCUGUGGACGAGAGCGCUGGCCCAAUGCUCCGUUUCCAGCAGUCAUUGCCCCGCUUACCCGUCCCUCCUCUUUCAUCAACGCUCCACAAGUAUCUCGAGACAGUACAGCCGCACCUGACGCCCGAAGAAUUUGCCCACACUCAAGCAGCCGUUAGGUCAUUUGCGGAGUCGCCUAUUGGUGCAGAAUUGCAGAAGCGUUUGGAAGCUCGACGUGUCGAACCCGGCAUGAAGAAUUGGCUUGCAGACUGGUGGAACGAUUUUGCCUACAUGGCAUAUAGAGAUCCAGUCGUUGUGAACGUCAGUUAUUUCUACGUACACCAGGAAAUCGGAAAGAUGGGAUCCGCAGCAGAACGUGCAGCCCGACUCAUCAAGGCGAUGCUGCCUUUUAGAGAGCUCGUCGAGACCCGACGGCUUGAACCAGAGCGUGUACGUGGAAUACCACUGUGUAUGGACUCAUAUAGAUGGCUCUUCAACGCUUGCCGCUACCCAUCAAAACCGUCUGAUACAGCAUACAAAUACCCACCAGGUCAUAACAAUUAUAUAGUUUUUAUUCGAAGGGGUCGCUUCUUUGAAGUUGCACUGGAGCAGGACGGUCGAGAGUUGACCGUUGCGGAGUUGGAACAGCAAAUAAAGAGCAUCAUUGCUUCUUGCAUGUCCUACAAGCCUGACAACUAUCCCGUCGGCGUACUUACAUCCGAAAACCGUGACACGUGGGCCGAAGCCCGGGAACAUCUUGCCUUAACACCAGAGAACGCGAUUGCAUUCGAACGCAUCGAAAAAGCCGUGGUUAUUUUCUGCCUAGAUGAAUCGAAGCCCGUCACACGUGAAGAACUUAGCUGGGCAUGUUGGACAGGUGAUGGAAGGAAUCGUUGGUACGACAAGCAUCAGUUCAUUGUCUUCGACAACGGCCGUUCCGGGUUCCUUGGCGAGCACUCAUGCAUGGAUGGAACCCCAACUUUGCGACUGAACGAAUACAUGCUCGCGUCCCUUGCGGCCGGUAAAGUGGAUCGUAACAAGUCUGGGGUCCGAGAGAACUUGACGCAACCAAAGGAAAUCAACUUUGAACAAGACCAGAAGUCGAUAAGAUACAUUAAAAGUGGAGAAAAGCAAUUUGACGAAUUGGUUGGGCGACAUGAGCUUCUUGUUUUGCAUUAUGAAGGUUACGGGAAAAACUUCAUAAAAACGCAACGCGCAUCGCCCGAUGCCUGGGCACAGAUGGUCAAACAAUUGGCAUUCCAUAAGCUUGAAGGUCGUCCAGGUGUAUGCUAUGAGUCCUCGCAGACACGCAAAUUCCAGCUAGGUCGUACAGAGGUAAUUCGGUCUGCCAGCAAUGAAAGUAAAGCGUGGGUAGAGGCAAUGCUAGAUCCCAACAGGACGGAUGCCUACCGCUCUCAGCUCUUUAAGCGUGCGAUCGCUCGGCAUCUGCAAUAUUCAACAUGGGCCGCGGAUGGACAAGGAGUUGACCGCCACCUCUUCGGACUGAAGAAGAUGCUCCGCGAGGACGAACCAUUACCGGAGAUCUUCUCUGAUCCCGCGUACUCGCUCACAAGUCAUUGGGAAUUAUCAACUAGCCAGUUGAGCAGUCCUUUCCUUGAUGGUUGGGGUUAUGGAGAGGUUGUACCAAAUGGAUACGGCUUGUCGUAUUCCAUUGGAGACGACUACAUUCGUUGGACAAUUACGAGUCAGUCGGAUUUGAAGCGACAUGCGGCUGCGCUUCGUCACUACCUCGCUGAGGCUGCCACGGAGACGCGGAAGAUGAUGGAACGUGCCGGCCUAGAAGAAAAAGCAAAUGUGCCUGGUGGGGACGGGAUGCCUAAGCUAUAAGUCCCGACUGUCAGAUCGAUUAGAUCUGUCCCUUCCAUGUGCGAGUGAGCUUCUUCCGUACUUUGAGCUACUUCUUUACUAGACUUGUAGAGUCCAUCAAUCUUGAUCUAUUUCAGCUUUCGACAAAUGUGCUUUGCACGUUCGCCGCGGUCCCAGAUACGGUGGCGGCACGCGGUUUAAAAUAUGUACGCAAAGAAAGACUCGUGAUCCGCGCUUCCCUGGAUGUUUCCGGUUAAUACUCAAAAUCUGCAUGCAAACAAUCUGCCAUACUAUCUCCUCCCGACUAAAUUCUAUAGGUAAACGGCCGACUUCGUGAGUGGCAGUUGGUUAGGUGGCCGCUCAGUCCUCUUGUUCAGUACAAUUCAUUUACGAAUCAACGGGCGGUGUUAUAACACCAGCAGGAUUAUCAAGACGGACAACGGACAAUGCAUCAGGGGCUAGUUCGAUAUUUCGAAAAGGAGGACAUGGGAGACUAAUCCACAGCAUUGAACGAUGGCUCGGUUUCUCUGUGUGAAUGGUCGUUUGUCGGAAUUGGUGUCACACAAAUUCGCAUAUCCAGCAAAUGCGAUUACGUCCGAUUUCAAACUGCCAAAUCUAGGGAUGACAAACCGGAUAAAGUAAGUCGAUUAUGCUGCUCCCGUUUGAGGCCCUUGUCUUCAGCGGAAGAACUCCUUGAACGAGGAUGCAGAUGCUGCAGAGCGUGGCGGCCACCAGCCUGAAGCAGCUCAGAACUUCUGACAAAGCAUAUUUUCGAAGCGCGAGACCCCGGACGGCAAACGGAAGUACAACAGAACGUGUUGCCGGAUCACCAAAGAGGCAUGGAUCUACACUGCAUUCUCGCUGUCUGACAACCAUCCACGCCCAGACAUUCUCUGUGGAUACGCCGGCGGAAUGCUCCACCGUCUUUCUGGGAAUAAGCGCCGCCUUCAGACACGCAAACCCGAGCGAAAAUGGACCAAAAUUGUUUUUGCAGCAGUCCAGCAUGAAACUCGUCGUUAUAAAUAUUAAUAUUGGAAGAAGUACAUGAGCACACGCACUGCAUUGCACGUUUUGGCAACGCCGAAAUACAAGCUUGUGUCGCAUCUCGACAAAACGAUCGAAACGCGGGGAUGUUCAAACCAGAAUUAAUAGAAGCCGACAUAGUUCAUGUGCUUCUACUGCGCUAGGGGUUCCGUCUUCUGUUCUGGGGCCUUCCGUCCGUGUGCACGAAUCGUAUGCAAAGCUGACUUACGAAAGAAUCUGUAUAAUGGAAUCUCUCACCGCUCUGCAUCCUUCCUCGGCCUUCCUAAAUGAAGGCUCUUUUAUAAAUAUGUCCUGGAUGUCCGAACUAUGGCCUGCCCACCCACUCUGUGAUCAGGGGAUUUAGUACAUCUUCUUUCGAUGGCGAGCUCCAGUAUCAGUAUGUCUUCAGCGUCACAUAGUCAAUCCUCAAAGCCAAAUCGCAAGAGGAUCCCAAAAACUUGCGGAGAAUGCAGAAGAUUGAAGUUGAAGUGCGAUCGAGUAUUCCCCUGCCAAUCUUGUUUGAAAAGAGGAUGCGAAGGCAUUUGCCCGGAAGGGUCAUUAGUUUCCGGGAGGGGCAGUCGCUACAUUUUAGCAAACACCGAGCAACUUCAUGAGAAGAUUAUUCGCAUGUCAGAUCGCAUCAAAGAGCUGGAAGAAGCUCUGAAGCAGAAGUCGGAAGAACACGCUCGAUGCUCGAACGUCGGCUCGCCCUCGUCCGAUCUACCCCAUCCACUGCUUAGAGAGGACCUGCUCCUCAUCAAGAAGCAGCUUGAGCUUUAUGGUCCCGAGAGAUCGCAGCUUAACCCACGAUCCGAAGCGUCGUACACGAGUGACAUGGCUGAGACUGAGUCGCCCAAGCUAGGGGACGACGAACAAUCUAUACCCUCUCCCUUGGAGGCACUCAUUCUGAGCUCUGCGGCUCAGCUUAUGGACUCACAGCAAACACAAUACAACGGCUACAAUACUACGUCACAGGCAACUUCAUCGAUACCCCCCUCUGCGACACAGGGGCCUGGCAAUCCACAUAGUUCAAGUCGCUUUCACGCCGAAGUACAACCGAGCAGUCCUGUUGCGACGACGUAUGGCUCCUAUUCGUCCACAGACGAUACUAUGGCUGCGCUGGACUACCUGCUUAAGAACUUCUAUGACAGUGGUUCAUCGUUGUCGUCCCAGGGCGGAAUGGAGCCAAGUGCGGCACACCGCUAUGACGCGCACCAAUUUGCAAACGAUCUACUAGCCCAAAACCAGGCUGAAUCGAUGGAUUACACGUGCAGCAUCUGGGACCUGGAGAAAUGCUCAGUGUAGGGACCGCUUUGUGGUGAAUCGUAGUUGUUGUGGCAUGAUAUCUUUUCGCCUUCUUCUUGACAUGCAUCCCUCCCCUCACUUCCGCUUAAAAAUGCAAUUGUUCCUUCAGUGGGAAAAGAAGGGUUUUUAUUGGAUCGAAUUUGCUUAUGAAUGUACAGUAAAUUGGUCCUGUAGGUCUCACUUAUAUGUCGAUAUCAUCUCGUUCUAGUACGUAUCCACUUGCGCAACAUGGAUCAUCAUUGUCGCCAUUAGCAUGUGAAACAGAGGUCCCA